AUGGCUCGCAAGAAGAUUGCCCUCCAGUACAUCAAGAAUAAGUCGAGCCGGCGCCGUACCUUGGAUACGCGCAUGAAGAACCUGGCAAGUAAGGCACGCGAGGUUUCUAUUCUAUGCAACGCCAAGGCCUGCGUGUUGGUGUACGAUGAGGGAAAUGCGGCACCAAAGGUGUACCCAUCGCAUCCCGAGGCGGUGGAUAUCCUGAAUAGGUACAAAACCAUGGCAGAUGGGAGGUUUAAGAAGACGGUGAACCAGGAAGACUUCCUCAGCCAGCGCCUCAGCAAGCUCCAGGUCGAGGAAAACAAGGUACGAGACCCCGAGAUCAGGAUCCUGCUACACAAGGCCAUGCUCGGCAGUGACCUCCCCGAUCUCAAAGUCGAUGAGCUCACCAUCGUCAGUAGUAGGCUGGAGGAGAUCCUCAAGAGCGUGGGCCAAAGCAUCGCUAAAAUUAGCGGACAAACCCCUGUCUUGCAGCCCCAGGUACCAUACAUCCCCGACAACAUGGACAUGGGCGGGUCUUCGGCAAUGUAUCUGGCGUCCCAGCCAGCUCCAUACGUCACCAACAACAUGGACAUGGGGUCUUUCGCCAUGAAUCAGCAGCCGUCGCCCACUCCAUACGUCACCGACAACAUGCACGUGGGGUCUCCAACGAUGUAUCAGGUGCCGCCACAGCAUGAGGGUUGA
Triticum turgidum subsp. durum (durum wheat) is the source of this 684-nucleotide messenger RNA. NCBI's taxonomy places the organism in Eukaryota, Viridiplantae, Streptophyta, Magnoliopsida, Poales, Poaceae. The record is from the annotation of a GenBank genome assembly.